This is a messenger RNA of Opisthocomus hoazin, 1059 nucleotides long. Lineage: Eukaryota; Metazoa; Chordata; Aves; Opisthocomiformes; Opisthocomidae. The record is from RefSeq and is a predicted model, not a curated record.
AUGAAUAUGGAUAUUUAUCUCUGGUUUUUGAAAGUUAAGGCUGAAAAUGGUGCACAUGUUUUAUCUGCUGGUAGAGGUGAAAGAAUACAGGCAGUAGCUACUAAAAUCAACCUGUCAAGGAGCAGUGCUGCAAAACUUGCCUGUCAGUAUCGCCACGUGCCUGACACCGAUGGACGAUCACGUAAGGAGAACCCAGAAAAAUCCAGCCGCCAGCUCUUGUCAGACGUCUUCCAAGCUUUAACUUACUCAGACCGCAAGUUCCUUGGCCAAAGAGUUGGAUGGCUUUCUACUGCAUUAGUCAGGAAGGCUGAAGACUCUGAAAUAGAAAGGGGGGAAAAAGAGUCGCCUUUGAAAGAUAAUCUUUCACCAUGGGAAGAAUGGUUCAUUGGCAAAGAGAAGGAACUACGUGCCCGCUUGCAAGCUAGAGCUGCAGAGGAAAUGAACAUACAGCUUGAGAAGAUGAAGCAAAAUCAAGAAUGUGAAAGGAGGAAAAGGAUAGCUGAAGAGAAGCACAAGGAAUGGGUACAAAAAAAAAGAGAAGAGGAAAGAAGGGAAAGGGAACGAAAGCUGAGCAAAGAAAUGGCAGAAAAAGCCACAAAGGAACUAGAAAAAAUGCAGUUACAAGAAAAGGCUAAAAUGAAGUAUAAAGAAUGGUUAAAGAAGAAGAGAGCUGAAGAGGCAGAAAAGAAGAAGAAAGAGAAGGAAAAAGAAGAAGAAAGGGAAGCUGAGCUCCAGGAGAAGAAAGCAAGAUCAGAGAAGAUCUUUAAGGAAUGGCUACAUAAUGCUAGGAAUAAACCACGCCCUGUUUUCACUGGUUAUGGCUUCCCACGUGGGAACUCCACAGGGUGUGCUGAUGGAAAUCUGUAUCCAGCUCCAGCAUAUUGUAACCCCAUUCCUUGGAAACCUGUGCAUGUGCCUCCUCCACAGGGAGACAGUGUUCUUACCGUGCAGAAGAGUAAGAGACCUGUAUCUUGUCAGUCACAUACGUCUUCACCUGUGGUAAUUUAUAAGCCAAAGAACAAUCUUUGUAUUGGAUCCUUGUGUAGAAAGCAGUCAUAG